AUGGCCUACAACAACAAAUUUUAUUUAAACGAAUUCGUCCGCGAAAUCGAAAUCAUAGAUCUAAUGGACAAAAAAUCCGACACCGCGUGGAUAAACGCGGUCAACAUAGUCGGCGAGACGCCGGUUCACAUUGCAGCGAGAAGACGAAUCCUUGACUUGUUCGAAUACAUGUUACCUUAUUGCAACGACAUCGAAGCAUGCGAUGAUCAAGGAAACACAGUUCUCCACCAAUUGGUUGACAGCGACGCCGAGAGCGACGAAGAACACAAGCAAAAGCGCAUUGACUUAUUACGCAUUGUAAUAUCCAAAGGAGCAGACGUUAACAAACGGAACAGACGUGGAUCGACCUCUGUCCAUCUCGCAGCUAAGCAUUGUCACAUCGAGGUAUUGAGAGUUUUGAAGCGAAACGGAGCUGAGUUAGGUUUGCGUAAUGGCGAUGGCGAGUCAGCCCUAAUACUCGCUUGCAAACAUAUGUUCAAAUUACGUGGCACUCCAGCCGAAAUGGAUAUUAUAGAUUUUCUGAUGAGUGACGCUUGUGACGUUAAUGCUGUGGAUUACGAAGGUUUCUCAGCGCUGCAUUAUGCAGUACAAUGGUGUAGUGGCAAAACUGUUAUAAAGCUAAUAGAAGCCGGUGCUGAUGUCCAUUGCCGUACUAAAGAACGACAAUUCACACCGUUACACUUGGCUGCUAAAAGAAGAAAUCCAAACAAAUUGAAUAUCCUUGUACAAUCUGCCGCAAAUGUAAAUUCUGAGGACAUCGAUAAAUUGACUCCGCUACAUUUAGCUUUGCUCGAGGGUACUGCGGAAGUAGUCGAACGUUUAAUUAAAUAUGGCUCCAACCUCGGUUACCCAGAUGCGAUCCUGCAAUUUACGCCUUUGCAUGUAGCCGUGUAUCAACAACGCGACGACUUAGUUAAAUUGUUGAUCGACGGAGGAGCUAACGUGAAUAGCUCGGGUGUAGAUGGCUCAACUCCUUUACAUUUGUCCUCGGUGUUGGGUAACUUGGCAUUUACGAAAAUUCUGAUUGAUCACGGCGCAGACGUCAAUGCACGCGACAAGAAUGACUUGACUCCUUUGCAUUUGGCAAUUAGGCGAUGCUACGACUUAGAUCAACUUUUACAUGAUCUCAGAGGAACGAAAGCUGUAAUACGCAGUAAAAAGGACAAUUUAAUUGUGAAAUUACUAACUUGCGAACAUGCACCGACCGAUGAAGAUUACGAAGCUGUUGUAAAUUUGCUGAUUGAUAAUGGUGCUGAUGUUAAUGUGAUGACAAAACUCGGUGAGAAUUUGGUCUAUAUGGCAGUAGAAGCAAACAACAUCAAUCUUGUAAAGAUGUUGCUGGAAAUCGGAGUGGAUGUCAAUUGCAAAUCAUUGGUCUCAGAAUUCACACCUUUGCAUUUGGCCGCUUAUAAUAGUUAUAAGGCCGUAGCUGAACUUUUGAUGAACGCUGGAGCUGAUGUGAAUGCUCUGACCAAAAACGGUAAAAAUCCUUUGCAUCUAACGGUCGAAUCUAAUUGCGGAGAGAUUCAUGGGCCACUUAACGAGCAAGCAAAUCUUUUGGGAUUUACACCUUUAGCUUCGAGUAAAAAUUACAAAAAUGUCGUUGAAAUUCUAAUCAAUGCAGGAGCUAUUGAAAAUACUAUUACUCUGGAUGGUAGGAGUCUUGUGCAUUCCGUUCUGGAAUCGAAUUGUAAGGAAGUUUUGCUGUUACUGGCGAGUCGUGGUGCUAAAUUGCAUUGUAACGGAAAGAGAUGUUUGUACACACUUUUGUACAUCGUCGUAGAGAAUAGUGUUCAGGAUAUCAACAACAAAUUUCAAGAUUUGGAGAAAACGCCACUACUUGUGGCAAUAGAUCGAUUACAGAACGCAGAAGUCAAGAAAGCACUUUUGUCGCUGUGUGCUCUUGUGAACGCGGGUAAUCAAAAUGAUUGCAUGACUGUCAAUAAUAACAUUACACAUAAUUUUAUGUACAACUUAAAGUGCCUUUUAGCGGUUGGUUUCGACAUUAAUGAUUAUGACGUGUUUGUUAAACUUAUUUUUGGCUACCCAAGGAAUGACGGUUUUGCACCAUUCGAUACUUGUCCUGUAAUGUCGACUGUGAAACCAUUUUCAGAUGAUUACCGUACUAAAACAUCGCAUGGAUUGUUAGGAUUGAUUGCGGAUCUUAGAUCACAAAGUAAUGAGUACCGUCAGGAAGUUGAAAAUUUGAAGAAAUAUUUUAUCAACGACGAUGUUACACUAUACGAUUUACUUCAUAUGAAGUUUAAGAGAAGACGUUUGUAUACUGAUUAUUUGAACCUUUCUGAAAUAAUGUCAAAAUUUCCAAUUUACUAUGAACUAAUAUUGGCUCGCUAUCGAGAAGCUGAUAUUAGAAAAAUAUUGCUAGAAGUAACUCAGAUGGCAUUACGUCAACUUAUAGACGUAGAUUUUCCUAUUGUUUGUAUCGAAACAAUUUUUUCCAACGUAGAAAUAAUUAACAUGAUAGCAACAAUCGAAGCUGCUGAAUUAAUUUAUUAA
Phymastichus coffea is the source of this 2517-nucleotide messenger RNA. RefSeq names its product ankyrin-1-like. Bases 1 to 2517 code for a protein of 838 amino acids. Gene Ontology annotation, molecular function: protein binding. NCBI's taxonomy places the organism in Eukaryota, Metazoa, Arthropoda, Insecta, Hymenoptera, Eulophidae. The record is from RefSeq and is a predicted model, not a curated record. The transcript has a single exon.